ACUACCAUGCAACGAUUAGAGUUAUUUGACAUCAUCAAAGAAAGUUUGCAACAAAAGAGAUAUAUAAUUGUGUUAGAUGAUGUUUGGCAAGUAGACUUGUGUAAUGAUAUUAGUUGUGCUUUUGUUGAUAGCAACAAUGGAAGUAGACUAAUUAUUACCACUAGAAUGCAUGAAGUAGCAAGGAUAGCAAAUGAAGAACAUAUCAUGAAGCUGCAACAACUUAAUGAAAAAGAUGCAUGGAUUUUGUUUUGCAAGAAGGCAUUUCGAAGAGAGAACAAUAAAGAUUGUCCAAAAGAGCUUGAGGAUUACACUGGUAGGAUUUUGAACAAAUGUCAAGGCUCACCAUUAGCUAUUGUAGCAAUUGGCAGUUUAUUAUCAUUCAAGGAAAAGAGUGAAACUGAAUGGAAGAAAGCCUAUGAUAACCUUCAAUGGGAGUUUGAAAACAACCCUGCGCUAGAUAAAGUGAAGAAUAUUCUCAACCUGAGCUUCAAUGAUUUGCCUUACUAUCUAAAGAAUUGUUUUGUAUAUUGUAGCAUCUUCCCUGAAGAUUAUCUAAUAAAGAGGAAGAAACUAAUCCGAUUGUGGGUCGCUGAAGGAUUUGUGGAGGCAAAGAGCAGUAACAGAUCAAUGGAAGAGGAGGCUGAAGACUAUCUUGCUGAACUUGUGGAUCGGUCCAUGCUUCAGGUGGUUAACAGAAAUGCAUUUGGGAGACUUCAGACUUUCAAAAUGCAUGACGUUGUAAGAGAGGUAACACAAGAAAUAUCUAGAAAGGCAAAAUUUAGCAUGAUUCUUGAUGGUUCACAAUCAGGUUUGGACUAUCAAACUCGCCGCCUUUCCAUCCAAACAACUGAUGAAUCCCUUGAUUUAGAUAAGAGCCUGAGCCUUUCACAACUUCGCUCUUUGGUUAUGCUCUCAACUUGCAAUUCUAGUUCAGAUUCCCUAAGUGCAAUCUUAAUUAGUUUCAAAAUGUUGAGGGUGUUGGAGCUGGAAUUUCAGCCAAUCUCCAACUUACCAAAUGAAAUUUCAGCCUUGUUUAACCUUCACUAUUUGGGUUUGAGGGGUACAAAAGUGGAAAAUCUUCCCAACAAUAUCCAAAAGCUCCAGAGUUUGGAAACACUUGACCUCCGUUGUUCCAAUAUAGUGAAGCUCCCACGUGGUGUGACACAAUUGAAGCAACUUCGUCACCUAUUUAUGUUUGCACGUGAAAUUGAAUUUGGGGGAUCAACUGUAGUUGGAUGUGUUCCAACUCUCAAAGGGGCACGGCAGUGGAAGAACCUACAAACCCUCAGACAAGUUAAAGCAAACAAGAGCCUUGUACAACAAUUGGAAGACAUGAAAGAGCUCCGAACAUUGGCAGUUACAGAGGUGGAAUAUGCCCAUUGUCCUCAGCUUUGCACCUCAUUGACUAAGCUGACUAAACUUCAUAGUUUAUGCUUGUCUGCAAGGAGCGAAGAACAGCUCAACUUUGAAAUAUUAAAUUCUCCACCUCCUCCACUUCAGAAGUUGACAUUGUCGGGUAGAUUAUUUGAAGGGAAAAUGCCUAAAUUUAUUUGCUCUUGUGAAGAACUUACAUAUGUGCAACUGAUGUCGUCACAUUUAAUCGAAGAUCCACUUCCUUCACUCGGACAAUUGCAUAAACUAGUGGAGUUAACAUUGUGGGAAGAUUCAUAUGACGGACAAAAACUGCACUUUAGAACAGGUUGGUUCCUUAAUCUUAAGGUACUUUACUUGGAGACUUUGAGGAACUUAAAUAACAUUGUGAUAGAGGAAGGUGCCAUGCCAAAUUUACUUAAGCUAAUAAUGAGUAGUCUUGGAGAAUUAAGAAUGAUCCCUCCUGGUAUCGAGUUUCUCACCAAUCUCCAAAGUCUCGAACUAUGUGCCCUACCUGAGGAGCUAGUGGAAAAAUUAAGAAAUGACGAUGACAACGAAGUCCUACAAAGAAUUGGAGGUACUCGAAAUGUUGUUGUUGAUUCAAUAAGCAAUUAAAAUAUGUUUUUUUUUUAUAUAUAUUUGUUCAUGUAUAAAAUAGCCCUAAAGGGAAUCAGCCAGAAUUUGAAAGAAAAUAUUUAUUGAGUCUUGUACUAUGUAUAUAUUUUGUAAUAUUAUAA
This is a messenger RNA of Zingiber officinale, 2108 nucleotides long. RefSeq names its product disease resistance protein RPM1-like. Gene Ontology annotation, molecular function: ADP binding. The coding region runs from base 7 to 1986 and encodes 659 amino acids. NCBI's taxonomy places the organism in Eukaryota, Viridiplantae, Streptophyta, Magnoliopsida, Zingiberales, Zingiberaceae. The transcript has a single exon. The record is from RefSeq and is a predicted model, not a curated record. Gene Ontology annotation, biological process: defense response to other organism.